Penicillium subrubescens is the source of this 1812-nucleotide messenger RNA. RefSeq lists its product as uncharacterized. The transcript has 2 exons. Gene Ontology annotation, molecular function: lyase activity. Lineage: Eukaryota; Fungi; Ascomycota; Eurotiomycetes; Eurotiales; Aspergillaceae. Bases 1 to 1812 code for a protein of 603 amino acids. The record is from RefSeq and is a predicted model, not a curated record.
AUGGUAUUGGCAUUUGCCUCGAUCGCAAGUGCCUCAAUCGACUUCUCGAGUCUCCCAUCUCAUCCACGAUUGAUGUUCACCGAUGCCCGGGUUCAAGCGGUGCUUUCAAUGAACAAAACAGACUUGUACUACCAGAGUGUACUUGGAUAUCUGCAGAAGACGGCAAAUACUGCUAUCGCAACCCCCCUGUCGCUAUCCGCAUCAACCUCCUGGUCUAGCACCAUUCGGAUGAACGUCGGCGCGACGGCAGGCAUGUACCGGUUGACGAAUGACAGUGCCUACUCCGAUUGGGUUAUUGAGACAAUUCUGACGAUAGUUAACCUCUCCGACUGGAAUCCAUCGAAUUUCUUAAAUACGGCAGAUAUCACCAUGACGGUCUCUCUUGGCUACGACUGGGUGUAUGAUCAAUUGACUGAGACCCAGCGUGAGGCGAUAGAGACAGCGAUAUCUGAGAAGUCUUUCGUGCCAGCUCUCAACUCCUCGGUCAACUCGUGGAGUGAGCAUACCAAUAACUGGGCACAGGUGACGCAUGGGUGCUUGAUCAUUGGCACUCUAGCCAUAGGAGAUGUCAAGGCAACACUUGCAAACCAAAUCAUAGAUUUCUCCCUUCCGAAAUUAAACGUUUCCUUACAACAGUAUGCCCCAGAUGGCGGCUGGGUUGAAGGCUAUUCAUACGGAACAUAUGCAGGCAUAUUCCUGGGCCUGAUGAUGGGCUCGCUCGAUAGCGCACUCGGUAAUGACCUUGGCAUCUCAAGCCUUCCCGGGAUGAGCAACCUGGGCGCCUGGUUGACACAUGGAUUUGGACAAACGGGUGGAUUUAGCUGGGCCGACGGGGCAUGGACAUUUUCGAAUGCAAACAGUCUUUGGAGCGUCGGGUACUGGGCGACGCGGUUUAACCAGGCUGGCUGGUUGCAGGGAAUGCUGUCGAGAUUCACAGCUGUUCAAGCAGCAACUUUCCAGGCAUAUCUUUUCUACAGCACCACGCUGAAUACCACAAAUAUGGCUGGUUCUACGGGUUCAUGGGGGGGGUUCAACGGACGCUCUCAUGGUCAUUUGGAUGCAGGCUCCUUUGUGGUAGACUACAAGGGCUACCGAUGGGCCGAGCUUUUGGGGUCCGAUAGUUACAGUCUCAGCAAUUACUUCGCUGCGCCAAAACGCUGGACAUACUACCGUUGCCGCUCCGAGGGCGCGAAUACUCUGAGCAUUUCGGACAAGGCUCAGACUGCACUGCAUUUCGCAAACCAGAUUCCUUCCGCGAACAACUCUCUUCUUUGGGCGGGUAGUUUUGAUUCAUCUAGUCGAUUUGGCAUCGCAAACCUCACAGAAGCAUAUUCCAAUGUCACAAGCAGCGUCCUUCGCGGAGUGGUAGUUCUCAAUGACUCGCAGCUUCUGGUCCGAGACGAGAUUAUCGCGCCCGGUGCAGUGGACAUAGCUGCUAGCUGGCAUACAACUGCAGAUAUAACUCUAGGUACGGAUAAUCGAACUGCGACUUUAACCCGGGGUGAUAUUAAGAUGGAGCUCAAGAUACUGCGACCGUCAAAUGCGUAUCUUGAACUUGUCGACACAAAUCCUUGCAAUGCCUAUAGCGGGUGUUCUGAGAUGACCAACAGCGGGAUAUACAAUGUUGCAGUCCGUCUGUCUGAGCUGACCACCGAAGCUACUAUUCUCCUAGCCCUGACAGAGAGCGGUACCUCUCUUGAGGACUUUGAUACUCCGCUCAAGUCUUGGUAUUCUUUGUGCACUGUGGAUUGCUGGAAGGGAGGAAACGUGGGGGAUCCGUAUUGGCUAGAGAAUUCCGAAGUAUAUUACUAG